AUGCACGCCUCAACUCUCCUCUCCCUUCUCCCUCUCCUCGCAGUAUCCUCCGCUGCCCCAAUGGACGACGUCAAGCGCGCCGUAUCCGCAAGCUGCCCCUCCUACACCAUCAUCAACACGCGCGGCACAGGAGAAGCCCAAGGACCAUCCGCGGGCUUCAGGACCAUGAACGGACGCAUAAUUGCCGCGCUGUCCGGGGGCAAAAUCUACAACACCGUCUACCCCGCCGGUGUCGACCAAUACUCCGCAGCAGGGACCCAAGAUAUCAUCAACAAGAUUACCAGCACGCUUGCAUCGAGCCCCAACGAGUGCUUCAUCCUCGAGGGCUACUCCCAGGGCGCGGCGGCUACCGUCAACGCCAUGCCGAGACUGACAGGCGCGAACCUCAAUGCCGUCAAGGGUGUGUUUCUCAUCGGCGACCCGGCGCACAAGGCUGGGUUGACGUGCAAUGUGGACAACAACGGCGGCACGACGACACGCAACGUCAACGGUCUGUCUGCGAGGAUUGGGACGACGAUUCCGAGCAACUGGGUGUCCAAGACGCUCGACGUGUGUAUUCUCGUGAGUGCUUUUCUUCUACUCGACAUGUUUACUCCAAGGCGGAGGAACAGCACACUGACAAGAUACUUCAGGGUGAUGGUGUAUGCGACACUACGAACGGCCAGGGCAUCAACGCACAGCAUCUGCAGUACCCCAACGACACGCCCACGCAGAACCUGGGUACCAGUUAUGUCACCAAGCAGUUGGGAGGCUCAUAAACUUACGAGUCGAGUUGGUGGUUGGUUUUUCUUUUCAACAUCAUGUAUACAUAGAUAUACAUCACUUUGCAUGCAUUCUGCCAUAUGCACACCGACAUAA
Ascochyta rabiei is the source of this 858-nucleotide messenger RNA. Its product is annotated as Acetylxylan esterase. The record is from RefSeq and is a predicted model, not a curated record. The coding region runs from base 1 to 858 and encodes 285 amino acids. Gene Ontology annotation, molecular function: hydrolase activity. NCBI's taxonomy places the organism in Eukaryota, Fungi, Ascomycota, Dothideomycetes, Pleosporales, Didymellaceae. The transcript has a single exon.